Messenger RNA from Phodopus roborovskii (desert hamster), 3085 nucleotides. Its product is annotated as putative ATP-dependent RNA helicase Pl10. Bases 40 to 2052 code for a protein of 670 amino acids. The transcript has 2 exons. Gene Ontology annotation, cellular component: nucleus; P granule. Gene Ontology annotation, molecular function: RNA helicase activity; RNA binding; ATP binding. Gene Ontology annotation, biological process: cell differentiation; gamete generation. The record is from RefSeq and is a predicted model, not a curated record. NCBI's taxonomy places the organism in Eukaryota, Metazoa, Chordata, Mammalia, Rodentia, Cricetidae.
AGAGGCAGGCGCCGGCUGUCGUGUCCGCAGUCGUCCGGGAUGAGUCAUGUGGCGGAGGAAGACGAGCUCGGGCUGGACCAGCAGUUGGCCGGGCUGGACCUGAACUCUGCCCCGGACAGCCAGGGCGGCGGCGGCGCCACCAGCAAAGGGCGCUACAUCCCUCCUCACCUCCGCAACCGGGAGGCGGCGGCGGCGGCGGCGGCGAAGGCGGCCUACGACAAAGACGGCGGCGCACGGUGGAGUAAAGACAAGGACGCCUACAGCAGCUUCGGCUCCCGGAGCGACGCGAGGGCCAAGUCCGGCUUCUUCGGCGGCGACCGUGGGGCCGGCUCGAGGGGGAGGUUUGACUCGGACCGGGGGCCCCGGAGUGAGUACGAGGGCCCCGGCGGCCGCGGCGGGAGGAGCGGCUUCGGCAAGUUUGAACGCGGUGGCGGCAGCAGCCGCUGGUGCGACAAGGCGGACGAGGACGACUGGUCCAAGCCGCUGCCGCCCAGCGAGCGCCUGGAGCAGGAGCUCUUCUCCGGAGGCAACACGGGCAUCAACUUUGAGAAGUACGACGACAUCCCGGUCGAGGCGACGGGGAACAACUGCCCCCCGCACAUCGAAAGCUUCAGCGACGUGGAGAUGGGGGAGAUCAUCAUGGGCAACAUCGAGCUCACCCGCUACACGCGCCCGACCCCCGUGCAGAAGCACGCCAUCCCCAUCAUCAAGGAGAAGAGGGACUUGAUGGCUUGUGCCCAGACGGGGUCCGGGAAGACGGCGGCGUUUCUCUUGCCCAUCCUGAGUCAGAUCUACACGGACGGACCCGGCGAGGCCUUGCGGGCCGUGAAGGAGAACGGCAAGUACGGGCGUCGCAAACAGUACCCCAUCUCCCUGGUCCUGGCUCCGACCCGAGAACUGGCGGUGCAGAUCUACGAGGAGGCCAGGAAGUUCUCGUACCGCUCUCGGGUUCGCCCCUGUGUGGUGUACGGUGGCGCCGAUAUCGGUCAGCAGAUUCGAGAUCUGGAACGUGGAUGCCACUUGUUAGUUGCCACCCCGGGACGGCUGGUGGACAUGAUGGAGCGAGGGAAGAUCGGACUAGACUUCUGCAAAUACUUGGUGUUAGACGAAGCGGACCGGAUGUUGGACAUGGGCUUUGAGCCUCAGAUACGGAGAAUAGUUGAGCAAGACACCAUGCCUCCAAAAGGUGUCCGCCACACUAUGAUGUUUAGUGCCACUUUUCCCAAGGAAAUACAGAUGCUGGCUCGAGAUUUCUUGGAUGAAUAUAUCUUUCUGGCCGUAGGACGAGUCGGGUCUACUUCGGAGAACAUCACACAGAAAGUCGUGUGGGUAGAAGAAGCAGACAAGCGGUCGUUUCUGCUCGACCUCCUGAAUGCAACCGGAAAGGAUUCCCUGAUACUGGUGUUUGUGGAGACCAAAAAGGGUGCCGAUUCUCUGGAGGAUUUCUUAUACCAUGAAGGAUAUGCUUGUACCAGUAUCCAUGGAGAUCGAUCACAGCGAGACAGGGAAGAGGCCCUUCACCAAUUCCGAUCAGGAAAAAGUCCAAUUCUCGUGGCCACAGCAGUAGCGGCAAGAGGACUGGAUAUUUCCAAUGUGAAACAUGUCAUCAAUUUUGACUUGCCUAGUGACAUCGAAGAAUAUGUGCACCGAAUUGGUCGUACAGGUCGUGUUGGAAACCUUGGCCUUGCCACCUCGUUCUUCAAUGAGAGGAACAUAAAUAUUACCAAAGAUUUAUUGGAUCUUCUCGUUGAAGCUAAGCAAGAAGUGCCAUCUUGGCUAGAAAACAUGGCUUUUGAACACCAUUACAAGGGUGGCAGUCGUGGACGGUCCAAGAGCAGAUUUAGCGGAGGGUUUGGUGCCAGAGACUAUCGACAAAGUAGCGGUGCCAGCAGUUCCAGCUUCAGCAGCAGCCGGGCUAGCAACAGUCGCAGUGGCGGAGGCAGCCACGGCAGCAGCAGAGGGUUUGGUGGAGGUAGCUAUGGAGGCUUUUACAACAGUGAUGGAUAUGGAGGAAAUUAUAGCUCCCAGGGGGUAGACUGGUGGGGUAACUGAGCCUGUUUUGCCAUAGGUCACUCUACCAAAAAAUUAUGGCAACCACGUGUAACUUAGUCAGACUAUACCUUGUAUAGUUUCAAGAACUCACAGCACAUUGCCUCCUGUGAUUCCCCAUUGACUAUUUUUUAAGGGAGCUGAAAGUCACAAGAAAAGAUGAAAGGAGCAACCCAGAAGCCCCAUUCACAAGGUGGUUUGAAGACUUGAUUGUUGUAGUUUGGCUUAACUCUCCUCUUACCCCAUCCUACUCUGCAUUUAUAACUUCAGGACUAAGGAUCAUUUGUUUGUUAAUGUACUGUACCUUUAACUUUAGACAACUUUUAUUCUGAUGUCCCGUUGGCUCAGUAAUGCUUAAGAUAUCAAAUUGUUUUUAACAAAAUAAAUUUUCUGAACUUGGGCUAAGAAAACAAAUAAAAGGGACUGUCCUUGGUAGCACUCAUUAUUAGGUACUCUCAGGAAGGCAGGGAUGUGGCCCAGGAUGAAGGAUGGCAUUUGGAAAUGUAUAAAUUACAGCCCAGGGGUUCAAGAGCAGUUAUGGUUUGAAAUAUCUGUGUAUGUGUACAGUUCUAGUUGCAACUUAGCAUGACCAGGAAAUGGAAUACCGUUUUCCUUUUCCUGUGUACUUUAAAUAAUCCUUUGUUGGUGGUCAUCCUCAGUGACAUGUCAUGGCAGCUUCUGAGACACCAGUCAGCAUUCAUGCUUAGUACCACGAUGUAGAGGAUAUGAAUGGCUCUGAAUAAAUGGUAGCAGGAAACCAUAGAAGAAAUGGUCUAUAUUCUUUAAUUCAAGCAGGUUUUGGAAAGACAUGGGUAUUGAGUAACUAGAGAAUCACUUUCUCUUGUGGGAGGUGUGAAGAUAGAUAAGAAUGAGAUAUUUGACACUAAAGAACACAGAGAAAUAGUUCCUCAAUUUGAGCAGGCAUUGAUGGAAUUCCCAACUGUAAUGAUGGAAUUGCAAACAAAUGCAUGCCUGUUUUCAUUUCUACCCAUUUGUUGUAGAACUUCAUCAAUAAACCACUACAUCUCACAUGGGA